AUGCUUUUUAAGCAACCGUUUAAAAUUAUUGCUGCUGCUACAGCUGCGGCGGCUGCGGCGGCUAUACUACGCACUCUUACUCUCGAAGCUUCGCCCUUUCUUUUAAACCUUUCUAUUAAGCGCUUAUUUAUAUUAACGACCGUUAAAGCUUUAAAGUGCAUUAAGUGCAUUAAUAAUAAGAUCACAUCGAGGUUUAAUAGAAACUGCUAUAAUUGCGAUACGAGCGUUAUUCGUUAUUUCCGGUAUACUAAAGGUAGCUAUAGCAAUUGCACCGCUGCUUUUGCUAUUGCUAACACCGCUUUCGAUAACUUCCUCGCUUUAAAUGCUACUCUUUUAAAAGGUGCUAUUAAUAGUCCGAGCGGUCUAGCGAGUAGAACCUUUAUUAAAUUGAAUAGUCUUAUAGCAGCGAACCGUGAUCCGGUGACUCGAAGCGCUUCGAGCAUAUCACUCCUUCCUUUUGCGCUUGCCGCUCUUGUUGCUCUCGUCGCUUCCGCUGCUUUCGUCGCCUUCGCAGCUUUCGUCGCUUUCGUCGCACUUAUUAUCGUCGCUUUUUUUACGCUAAUCGUUGCGCUUACCGCUCUCGCGGCGGCGCUCGCCGUUGCUAUGACUCUUGCGAAGCGCCGAAUUAAAGUAAAAAGAUUGCUAAGAGCUCUGGUCGAUCUUUUAUUAUAA
Drepanopeziza brunnea f. sp. 'multigermtubi' MB_m1 is the source of this 672-nucleotide messenger RNA. NCBI's taxonomy places the organism in Eukaryota, Fungi, Ascomycota, Leotiomycetes, Helotiales, Drepanopezizaceae. The record is from RefSeq and is a predicted model, not a curated record.